Molecule: messenger RNA, 1124 nt
Organism: Xenopus tropicalis (tropical clawed frog)
Lineage: Eukaryota; Metazoa; Chordata; Amphibia; Anura; Pipidae
Exons: 3
Coding region: 85-1032 (315 amino acids)
Biological process (GO): nervous system process; detoxification; peptide hormone processing
Molecular function (GO): endopeptidase inhibitor activity; protein-containing complex destabilizing activity; amyloid-beta binding
Source: RefSeq, a predicted model, not a curated record
CCCCCUCCCACUCCCCCAGCUGGUCUUCGCUCUGUGUUUGCAGCGGUUGCAGCUUCUGUAGCCCGGGCAGCCUCAUUCGCUUGGAUGAUGGGCCCCUGGUUCCUGCUGGUGGCUGUCACUGCCUGUGUGAGUGCCCCGGGUACCCUUGCCAAGCCGCUGGGGAGUGUCUCCCACGAUGAUCUGGGCAUGUCCCACCGGUUCCGCAGGAGCGUGCCAGCCAACCUUCCUUAUGAUGUAGACAUGAUGCCAUACUUAUCCUCGGAGUCCCUACAGGAGGAGGCUUUGUACCCAGACAUAAACCCAGUGCUGCUCUCCAGGUUAUCAGCCUUCCCCCAGGAGGCAUUACUGGCAGCCAUGGAACGCUCUGGGUCCAAUAACCGGGCAGAACCUCUGCAGGACAACCUGGCUCUGCAGCAGCUGCUGGAAGACGGACAGCGGAGAGACAAAGAGGCCCUGUACCUGGCCAACCUCUUGCACCUGUGGAACCAGAUCAAUCAGGGCCGGGGCUUCCCAGACCAACUGCAACCCCCCCGAGGGUCUCUGCAGAGAGACAGAGAGGCCCUCAGGUCCUACCAAGAUUAUGAUGAGACCGCGUUGGCCCCCCGCUCCGUCAGACCCCAGGUCCCCAGGAACCAAAUGGCUCAGAGUCGCUACCGACAGGAUGGUGGGUACCAAGCGACUGCUCCCCAACUGCCACAGGAGGAGGUCGGAGAGGACGGGGUCCCCAUGGACGAGGAGAUGUUACGGUUCCUGGUGACCCGAGUUCUCUCGGCAAUGAGUGAAGCGGAGAUGCCCCAGCGCCUGUCGCCCCCCCCUGCUCGCCGGCUGCGCCGAUCUCUGGCUGAAAACCCCCCAGGAGACCCCCCCACCAACCUCCUGCGCAUCAAGCGGCCCGACAGCCCCCCCGAGCCUGACUACGUGCCCAGUGGGCUACUGCGCCGGAAGCGCAUUGAUGGAGACCUGGAGGCCCGGCCCGGCCACUACGCUGAGCAGAGAUUCGCUGAGCAGCUUCUCAAGUACCUCCCAGACUAAUUGCCCCCACCCCAGGGCGGCACGUGACUCUAUUGCCCCCCAUCUACUCUAAUACACCCAGACCUGCCUCCCUUUCCCUACAGUACUGCCCC